GCAGGGUCGGCCCCGUAGCCAUUAACCGGAGACAAGGCGCCAUGUUGGUCGUGGGCGCGCCCGGGAUUAUCUCCUAAUUUUUGCCACAUGAAUGAGAACUUGAAUUGUUUAGUGCAAAACUCAAGUUGUCAACUAUGGAUCUCAGUGUCAGUAGACGAGGAGAUGAGGAGGAGGAGGAAGGAAGUCAGCCCAGUGCUGUGAACAACGGGUCUUUAACCUCCGAUGAGGCUGUAGAGGAGGAGGAGAGCACGGAGGCUGCACAGCCCACCCCAGCUGAAGAAGCUUCGGGUGAAAACAGCAACUCAAAUGCUGUCAUGGAUCUCUCUGGAAAUAUUCCAGCUUCCAACAAGAGACUCAGGGAGGGUGAGGAAGAUUCUGAAGUGUCAGGUGAAUGUGAGGCUCCGCCCACAUCCCGGCCAAGGCUCACAGAGGCUUCAGAAACAAACAACACUGCCAACCACAUCAACGACAACCACCAACCAGCGAUAGACCUUACCGAUGAUGCCCCAAAGGUGAACGGAAUCAGUAACGGCUAUGAGAGUGACAGCAAUGGUGUUAAUGAAGAUGACGAGAUGCCCCCUGUGCCGCCCAUCAAGGAGCUGAGCCCAGAGGAGCUGGCAGAAAAGAUGAAGCUGGUGCGUCGACUGCAGGUAGAGCUUCGCAAUGAGGAGAUGAAGCUGGUACUCCUCAAGAAGGUCAGGCAGUCCCAGAUUAUGAAGGAGAACGUGAGUGCUACAGCCAAUGAUGCCAAGGCAGCUCUGACGAAGCUGCCUUCUAACACCACGGCCACAAAGCUACCCCCUACACAGCCACCGCCCCUCAUUAAACAUGAACUGGGACCCAAGGCCUCAUCUUCAGCCAUACCUGCCCACAUCAAGGUGUCUCGAGACUACAAGCAGCAAGUAAAGAAUCUAGCUUCACAGGCUUCUGCUGAGUCAUUGUCACCGACUGCUCUCCAGGCCCAGAAGCAUCUCUUGGCCAGAGGUAAGGGCACUACCCUGACAAGCACCGCCGGCAGCAACGGCUCCAGCAGUAACAAGUCAGGCAGUGGAGGCAACAGCGGCAGCUCGAGCAACCUGAUUUCGGGUCUGCCGGCCAAUCUCAACCUGCCGUUUAACCUGUCGCGCGAGGUGGAGAUCAUCCGCAAGGACUCACCAGCUUCUUCAUCGUCCCCUGGGCCUGGCCCUCGGGACUCCCCUUCACAGGUGUCCAUCUCCAAGGUGCGGACGUCCACCCCUCACAUCUCACACCCAUCAGUCGACCGUGUUCUCAUAAAGCCUGUGGGAAGCAGCAGCAGCAGCAGUAGCAGCAGCAAUCAUAGCAACAGCAGCAGAGUUGAGGACAACCUUCACACACCAGCUCAACGCCAAGCAGCUGCCCGUCUUGCUCUACGAAAACAGUUGGAGAAAACACUUUUGAGGAUUCCUCCCCCCAAGCCACCUCCCCCAGAGAUGCACUUCAUUCCGAACCCCAACAAUACAGAGUUUAUUUACCUGCUGGGCAUAGAACAGUGUGUGGAGCAUAUUUUGCUGAAUGGCAAGAUGCAAGACCCACACCCAACACCCUUCGUCUGCACUCAGUGCGGCACAGAUUUCACCCCAUCGUGGAAGUGGGACAAAUCCUCCAUGAAAGGAAAGGGUGAGGAAAACGUCAAGGGUGAAGACAGUGGAGGUGUGAAGGUGGUCUGUGAGUUGUGUGUGACCACCAACAUCAAACAGGGACUCAAACAGGAACACACAAACCGCCUGAAAGCGGCAUUUGUCAAAGCCCUGCAGCAAGAGCAAGAGAUUGAGGCCCGGAUGGCGCAGGUAUGGGCGCAUAAGGCAUCACCCCAACCAGAUUUAUCCAGUGCAUCAGUAUCCAUGACUCCUGUCACAGCAUCCAUACCUUCUCCUUCAGCCCGUCUCCCUGCCAGUGUUUCAGUGACAGCCGUGAAGUCUGACUACAGCCACGGGGGAAGGCCCUCCAGCCAUCGCUCCUCACCCUCUGUGGCGGCGCAGCUCCAACUGCAGCGGGAGAGGGAGAGACAAAGGGAGAGAGAACGAGAAAAGGAGAGAGAAAGAGAGAGGGAAAGGGAAAGGGAGAGAGAGCGUGAAAGAGAGAGGGAAAGAGAAAGAGAACGUGAGAGGGAAAGAGAGAGAGAGCGCGAAAGAGAGAGAAAACGUGAAGAGGAGAGGCAACAGCGGGAAAGGGAACAAAGAGAACGCGAGCAGCGUGAACGUGAACAACGUGAAAAGGAAAUGUUCUUGCCACCAGGUCUUAGUAAGCAACAGAAAGAACAGUACAUGCAAAGCAUGACAGCAGCAGCUGCUAUGGCUGCUGCUAUGUCUAACCCAGCUGCCCUUCAACAGCUCCAAGCUGCACAACAACAGCUGCUUAGAAUGCAAGGUAUUGGUGGUGCAGCAGCUGCAGCUGCAGCCGCUGCUGCUGCCCAACAAUUACAACCGCACAUAUUAGCCCCGUAUUUACUAGGGCCUUACAAUCCCUUUGGCAUUGGUCAGCUGCAACAACUGAUGGCUGCAUCCGCAGCUCAGCUAGGAGGUGUUCCCCCUACUUCUUCUGCACCCUCAACUUCCAGCAGUAGUAGUAAUAGCAGCAGUAACAGUAGCAAAAGCUUAGCUCAACAACAGCAAGAGCUGAUGCGGCAAGCAGCUGAGGUUCACCGCCAGUACCUAUUGGACAUGAUCCCAUCAGGUGGCCUACACAGCCAGCAGUCUCACUCCAAGUGGAAGAGCUGAUGGGCAGGCGCCUGUCCAGCCUCCCUGUCAUCAGCUCCCACCAGCUCGUGUCAGUAUUGGUGAUGGGACAAUGCUGCUGCUGGUGGACAGUGGGACAAAGGACCCUCAGUGACAGUGACUCAGUGUGUUCAGCCUAGCUCUGGCCCACCUACCUGUAAUUGCAGUGUUUGUGUCAUGGCUGCAGCUGGGCCAUGUUGCACCUGGGGUUCCUAGUCACUUUAGGAUAAGGAAGCUCUCUGUGAUGUGACCAGUGGAGGAAGGGUGCUGUUGGUUCAGCGGUGGCGAGCCCUUCAACCGUGGCGCCAGCAACCAGGGUGGUCGCCUGGUGAGCAGUGUCUGGUUGCUGUCAUGGAGUUGGCCACCCAUGGAGAAAAAAAACAAAAAACAAAAAAAUUCUGAGGAGUCUAAAUGGAGAGUUUCAGACACUGGAUGGAAGGCAUCAUCAUUCACAGAAACCGAGACGGUGAGGAGGUAGCCUGACUCCUGGACUACUGGCAAGGCAACAAUAGGCAACCUUCCAUAGUUGAAUAGUAGUGAAUGACAGUUAAACGGUAUUACAUGACCACAUCCCUAAUUUAUUUCUGUUGUCAUUUGUUGUUCAUUACGGUGCAAGGGAAUGUCUUUUCUUCACCAGUUAAUCUGUAUUGUUACAUAGUUGUAGGGUGUCAUGGGACAUGGAGCAAAGGUCUGAGUCUUAGUCCUUGCCUGGUUGUGUCUCCUGGCUGCAUCUAUGGGUCUCGCAUGGUCUAGUUUCAUUAGAGUAAUAGCGACACAAAGGUAAUGCAACAAACCAAGGUACUUUCCCUGCACUGUUCAUUUGUUCUUCAUGUGAUAUUUUACUAUUUUCAAACCUUUGUUUUAGCACAAAGGUGGACAGAAUCGCACAAAUUGACCAGUAUGUGCUGCUCACAAACCAGACUUAAAUUUCAUUGGUUUUCAUUUUUUCUUUAUUUCUUCAUUUCUUUUUUAGUCCGAGCAGCAAAAACAUAAUUUGCGAUUGGGAUCAAGUAAUCUCAUUGAAAAGGCAUUUGUUUGCCAGGAACCGGGUCACCCUCUCAGAGAAGGGCUGAUAAUGUCACAUGAGCCACCAUUUUCAUCCAUAACAUGAAAUUGCCUAAUACAUGCCAGUGGAACAGGACAGAUUACCAGAAGGUUGAAGCAUUUAUUAUGUAGCAAUUCUCUUUUUUAAAAAAGAGGGUGAGUUUAGAGUGUUAUGUACAAAGUCUUAAUUGGAUGUGAUAUAACCAGAGUUUAUUGCAUCAUUACCUUUUUUUGUUGAAUGUUUACAUACAGAUACUGUAUUAAGGAAAGGCUUCUUUUAGAAGAAAUAUCUUUGCCCUGUAUUAUAGACAUUUUUCGAAGGAAAAUUCACCAAGAAGCCUUUACUUUUUAUAUCUUCAUUAUUGUUUAGAAAAGUUAUUUUUUCAUCAUUAUUUUUUUUUCUAUUUUUAUUCAUUUUUUUAUUUUUAUGAUCAAUACAAUUUACUUUUCUAUGGUCUCCAUAAUAUUCAUAUCUAAUUUUCCUCCCCCCCCCCCCAAACAUGUUUUUUUUUUUUCCACAAAAGGACGCAAGGGGUGUUCGGUUAGCUCUCCUGAGGGUCCUGGUUUCUGGCCAUGCCGAUACCCAGGAGAUUCCAGUUCUCUGUUCAAGUCUUUAUAAUUGUCAUCACUCCAGUUUUCAUAGCCAUGGCUGAGUUUCAGAUUCAUGUAGGCUAGUGUUUUCACUUCAUAAGUAAGAUAAUAGGGCCUUUUUCAAUAAAGAUCUGAAAAAUCGAAAA
Molecule: messenger RNA, 4516 nt
Organism: Penaeus chinensis
Lineage: Eukaryota; Metazoa; Arthropoda; Malacostraca; Decapoda; Penaeidae
Gene: simj
Product: transcription factor dcp-66-like
Exons: 11
Coding region: 135-2738 (867 amino acids)
Biological process (GO): negative regulation of transcription by RNA polymerase II
Cellular component (GO): NuRD complex
Source: RefSeq, a predicted model, not a curated record